Messenger RNA from Lichtheimia ornata, 1185 nucleotides. RefSeq names its product DNA repair protein rad18. Lineage: Eukaryota; Fungi; Mucoromycota; Mucoromycetes; Mucorales; Lichtheimiaceae. The transcript is spliced from 7 exons. The record is from RefSeq and is a predicted model, not a curated record. Gene Ontology annotation, molecular function: ubiquitin protein ligase activity; single-stranded DNA binding. The coding region runs from base 1 to 1185 and encodes 394 amino acids. Gene Ontology annotation, cellular component: Rad6-Rad18 complex; nucleus. Gene Ontology annotation, biological process: DNA damage tolerance; protein monoubiquitination.
AUGGACGACGUCGACGAUCCAACCGAUUUCAAAGACCCAAGACUCCAAAAGUUCGAUCACGACUUUCGAUGCGCUAUUUGCAAAGAGCUAUACACAACACCGGUCCUACUCACCACAUGCAUGCAUUCGUUUUGCUCGUUGUGCAUUCGAAGACGUCUCGGUCAGGAACGGCAUUGCCCUACUUGUCGCAAAGCAGGCGAUGAAUCGAAAUUGGUUCGAAAUAGUGCACUAGAUGACCUCGUUAGCAAUUGGAGUUCGGCUGUAAGGAAGCUCGUGGUUGCACAGCAACAGCACAACCAAACACCUGUACCUAUGCAAAAUGGAUCUAGCAACAGCACUCCCAAAUCAGGCACACCCGAAGACUCAUCACCAGGCACUCGUCGAUCACGGCGUAUACGACAACAGCAGCAACAGCAACCUAAUGUCCAGGAAACGGCUAUUGAUACACCUGAUGUCUUAGCUAAUCCUCGAUCACUACCAUCACCAGCUGUGCAAGGUGUUCCAAUGACAACAGCAGCGUCAUUAACGCCACCAGCGCCUUCCGUUACAGAACCAGAAGUUGUAGAUCUAACACAGGAAUCGCUCGUCAGCUGUCCAAUUUGUGAACAACGAAUGAAGCAAGCGGUCAUCAAUGCACAUCUUGAUCGUUGCAUGCGAGGUGAUAGUUCCUUCAUACCAUCUGUUAGUAGUUCAUCAUCAAGGGCUGCACCUUCUCCUGGAUUCUCAAGUUUUCAUCAUCGUCAAACACAGCGGCAAGCUGAACCAUAUGGGAAAAAGCCUGUCAAACUCGUAUACGACAUGCUUAAGGAAAAAGACCUACGACGGAUAUUAAAGGAUCUUAAUUUGCCUGAUUCAGGGGAUAAGCAAAUGCUUGUAUGGCGCCAUAGAGAGUACCUUACAUUGUAUCAUGCAAAUCUGGAUGCAGCACAACCAGUUAGCGGAGCGUCAUUGAUUCAAAGGUUACAAAGUGCCGAGAAUGCAUAUUGGAACAAUCAGAGUCGAGAGCGCCCUUCAUCAUCGGACCUUGAGGAACACAAUCGUAGAUACAAGGAUGAAUUCACUCGGAUGAUUGAGGAAACUCGGAAGCGAAGACGACCAGCAGCAUCGACACUAUCCACUAAUAACGAAGACACGUCAUCCGAAUCAUUGGAAGAAGAAAGCCAAUCUUCUAGUACAGGACGAUAG